Molecule: messenger RNA, 1169 nt
Organism: Brassica oleracea var. oleracea
Lineage: Eukaryota; Viridiplantae; Streptophyta; Magnoliopsida; Brassicales; Brassicaceae
Product: gamma carbonic anhydrase 1, mitochondrial
Exons: 5
Coding region: 73-882 (269 amino acids)
Source: RefSeq, a predicted model, not a curated record
CCAACGCAAUUGCCCCCCCCCCACCCAUCUGCUUCACUGUAGAUUCCUCGCCUAGGAAGGUGACGACGAACAAUGGGAACCUUAGGCAGAGCAUUUUACUCCGUCGGAUUCUGGAUCCGUGAGACCGGUCAGGCUCUCGAUCGCCUCGGAUGUCGCCUCCAAGGCAAAAACUGCUUCCGUGAACAACUAUCUAGGCAUCGGACGUUGAUGAACGUAUUCGAUAAGGCUCCGAUUGUGGAUAAGGAAGCUUUUGUAGCACCAAGCGCCUCUGUCAUUGGGAACGUUCAGAUCGGAAGAGGAUCGUCUAUUUGGUAUGGAUGCGUACUACGAGGGGAUGUGAACACUGUUAGUGUUGGAUCAGGAACUAAUAUUCAGGACAACUCACUUGUUCAUGUGGCAAAAUCUAACUUAAGCGGAAAGGUCCCUGCAACCAUCAUUGGAGACAAUGUAACCAUUGGUCAUAGUGCUGUUUUACAUGGAUGUACUGUUGAGGAUGAGGCUUUUAUCGGGAUGGGGGCGACACUUCUGGACGGUGUCGUGGUUGAAAAGCAUGCCCUGGUUGCUGCUGGUGCGCUUGUGCGACAAAACACUAGGAUUCCUUCCGGAGAGAUAUGGGGAGGAAACCCAGCAAAGUUCCUCAGGAAGCUCAAGAGUAAGGAAAUUGAUUUUAUCCCAGUGUCAGCUGAAAACUACUCAAACCUCGCGAAGGCUCACGCUGCAGAGAAUGCAAAGCCACUAAAUGCGAUCGAGUUUGAGAAGGUUCUACGCAAGAGGUAUGCUGCAAAAGACGAGGAGUAUGACUCCAUGCUUGGUAUUGUGAGAGAAACUCCACCAGAGCUUAAACUCCCUAACAACAACGAGUCUAAGCCAAGCGUCCUUUAAAUGUGAACUGAUUUUUCGGGGUAUGUUUUCUGAUCGAAACCUUAAAUACCUAGUAUCUAUGAGAUGUCUCAAGAAGAUGUCUGGUUUGAAUAAUGGCAUGUAGAGUACACUAGAGUAGAGUGAAAUUACAGCUUUGGAGAAACUUUUGCUCGACUUUUCAUCAUGGUUUCUUAGGAAUGUAUGGUAUUGUCAGACCAAACUAUGGAUGCUACUACUUUGUUGUUUGAAAUUCUGAAUCAAUAUUAUGAAACAUGAAGAUUGAAUAAUAAUAAUAAUAAUAGUAGACU